Messenger RNA from Camellia sinensis, 913 nucleotides. The record is from RefSeq and is a predicted model, not a curated record. Lineage: Eukaryota; Viridiplantae; Streptophyta; Magnoliopsida; Ericales; Theaceae.
AUUUUAAUUAAAAAGAAGGAAAAGCAUGGAAGACGACAAGAACUCUCUGCGAGCACAAGCAGCGAGGUCUCCUAAUAUCGCCCCUUCAUUUUUCAGAAUAGCUGGACAGGGGACAUCUGAUGAAAUGAUUAAGCUCCGUGUUGGGGCUACAAUCACAAGCCAAUCUGUGCCUGGCCAAAACAUUGUUCUUGUAAGACCAAGAACUUUAGGUCAAACAAAUCCUAAAGAACACAAUAGUCUAGUUCCAAUGGAAGGUGAUGAGGAGAUUUUUGAAGAAGAGGCAGUUUGCAAAUUUUGUUUUGCUAUUUUGAAAGAAGAAAAUAUACUCAAGACGGAAUGUAAAUGUGGUAACGCCUUCAUCCAUGAAGAAUGUGCAGCUAACUGGUCAAGAAUGAGAGGUGACAACUACUGUGAUUUUUGUGAACAAGAGGUUCAGACUUUUCCUGUUGCUUUGGUUAGAUGGCUGAGUAGUUCUACUCAAAUGGUUGGUAGAGAAGAGAACAAUAAAUGGAGCUUGUCUUCAUGGUUGAUGAGGAUUUGGAAGGCUUGAAUUUCUCAAUAUCUUUUGUCUUCUCAGAGCAAUUUUUGCAGUAGCAUCUCCUAAUAUAAAAGGAGCAACUGAUGAAGGGCAUAAUUUGAUUUCUAUCUAUAAUUUGAUGAGUUUAAUUAGUAUUUAUAUUUUAUGCAAUGUAGCUAUUUUGGCAAUAUUUUUAGGGCCUUUGGCCUAGUGAUUUGUGGUGUGAGAUUGUCGGUUCAUUUUGUGGUGUAAGAUUGUCGGUUCAUUUCUUAUGGAGAGGAGUUUGAUAUAUUUUAUGGUGUUUAUGUUUUUCCCAUUUUGAUAUUUGUAAGUUUAAGCUAUUUCUUAUGGUGGUUGUUAGACUUGGUGAUUAUUUGCUUUCUAGUUUUUGUUGAA